UCGGAUGGGGCUUUUCCUAUACGUGAUGUUCGUUCUAUUCGCUUUGCUCUCUCAAGUGGUAAAACUUUUCGAAAGAUUUUCAUUAGGAAAUCUUUUAUUUCCCAAUUAUCUACAUUUUAAAGCUAUUUACUCAAUUGACGAUGUCGCCUAUUUAUGGGCAAAUUCUCCUCCACUUAUCCAGCCGAUACAGAUUGCUGAUCGUUUACAUGCUGCCCAUUACGCAUUUGAAGAAGCUGAAGCUGGGGAAUGUCUUUCAAUUGGAAAUUUUACACAAAGUACAUUUUCCUGUAUUGAAUUACUCGUUCAUUUCCGUGGUAGUUCAACAAUUGGAUGGUCAAGUGUUUUAAUUCCUUGUAUUUUACUUGUAUUUACGAGCUGGUUCCAUUUUUGGGUACAUCCAUCAUGGUCAGUACCUCGAACACUUAGUUCGUCUGUGCCUUUUCUUUUAUUUCUUUGUUUUUUGAUUUUUCUUCCAAUUGAAUCUUGUGCUUGGAGAAUUUGGCUUUUUAUUUGUACAUUAUUUACAUUUUUGUCUUUAAUUGAAUAUUUUUUUGUAAUUCGGUGUUAUUCAACAAUUAAUCAACAUUCUGCUGCAGCAUUAACUGCACAACAAAGACUUCAUCAAUUUAAUCGCCCAACAAGUGAAGAUGAUGGAAAAGAAGGGACAACAACUACUUUAAUUGUUACACAAGAUGAGCCAUUACUCUCAUCAACACACGCAGAAGUGUUAAAUCGUUAUUCAGCAACAAAUCAUUUAGAUUUAGUUUCAAGAAUUGCUUUUCCUAUUGGAUUUUUAUUAGCUUUAGUUGUUUUUAUACUUUUUUAUAUUUUUUAA
Molecule: messenger RNA, 835 nt
Organism: Meloidogyne enterolobii
Lineage: Eukaryota; Metazoa; Nematoda; Chromadorea; Rhabditida; Meloidogynidae
Source: the annotation of a GenBank genome assembly